Molecule: messenger RNA, 747 nt
Organism: Dovyalis caffra
Lineage: Eukaryota; Viridiplantae; Streptophyta; Magnoliopsida; Malpighiales; Salicaceae
Source: the annotation of a GenBank genome assembly
AUGGACGAGGAGCCCGUGAGGGAUGGAUUUAAUCAGUCGUCUUCAUUAUUCGGAGGACAUUUGAGCUGGACAAAAAGAGAGGAGAGUUUCAAACUCAAUUCCUCUAUGAAGGUCCAAUGUGGAUUUAUGCGUAAUGGUGGUGGUGAAAUGGAUCCUGUGGAUAUCGAAUAUGCCAAGAAAUGUAGGUUUGUGGUUGUGUCUGCAAUUUUUGGUCAAAAUGAUGUACCUCGUCAGCCUUCAAGUCUAAGCCACCGCUCUAAGAAGCGCUUCUGUUUUCUUAUGGUGGUGGAUGAAGUGUCUCUAAAUUUCAUAGAGGAAAACAAUUUUGUGAGACAGGACUAUAAUGGGGGACGGUGGAUUGGUAUCUGGCGUCUUGUUCUACUGAAGCAUCCACCUUAUGAUGACCCCAGCAGGAAUGAGAAAGUUCCCAAGAUCUUAACCCACAGAUUAUUUCCUCAAGCACAAUACAGCAUCUGGAUUGAUGGUAAAAUAGAGCUGAUGGCUGAUCCAUUACAACUUCUCGACAGAUAUUUAUGGGUUGGGAAGAACACGUUUGCUAUUGCUGAGCACAAAUGUCAUCCAAGCAUAUACGACGAGGCUGAACAUAUCAAACUGCAGAAAAGAUAUGCUCGACCCUUCAUCGAUCUCCAAAUGAAAAUAUACUAUUACGAGGGAAUGAAGCCAUGGAGUUCAAAGAAUACUACCAUUAGUGGUAAGAACAAGAACAUAAAUUUCGAGUUCAAAUGA